This is a messenger RNA of Condylura cristata (star-nosed mole), 1152 nucleotides long. Its product is annotated as histone H1oo. The transcript has 5 exons. Gene Ontology annotation, molecular function: DNA binding. The record is from RefSeq and is a predicted model, not a curated record. NCBI's taxonomy places the organism in Eukaryota, Metazoa, Chordata, Mammalia, Eulipotyphla, Talpidae. Gene Ontology annotation, biological process: nucleosome assembly. The coding region runs from base 1 to 1152 and encodes 383 amino acids. Gene Ontology annotation, cellular component: nucleosome.
AUGGCUCUCGGCGGCGGCUCCUCUACUUUCUCUUCCGAGACCACCACCUCCUCGGCCUCCUCCCUGCCCUCGACCUCUGCAGCGGGUUCCUCGGGGUCAGAUGGACCUGAAAAGCCAGGCCCAAGCCACACUGUGGUCCGCCGGAUACGCCGCCACCCACCUGUGCUGAACAUGGUGCUGGAGGCGCUCAGGGCGGGCGAGCAGCGCCGGGGCACCUCGGUUGCGGCCAUCAAGGGUUUCAUCCUGCACAAGUACCCGGCAGUGGACGUCAUCCGGCUCAAGUACCUGCUGAAGCAGGCCCUGGCCACGGGCGUGAACCGUGGCCUCCUCACCAGGCCCGCUAACUCCAAGGCCAAGGGCGCCACCGGCAGCUUCAAGCUGGUUCCCAAACACAAAAGGAAAACCCAGUCCAGGAAGACAUCCACCAAGACAGUGCCCAGAAAUGCUGGGGCGGCCAAAGAACAGGACCCCAAGAAGCCUAGCAAGGCAAAGAAGGUCCCUCUCAACCCAGGCCAGGCCAAAAGGGAGGCCAGGAAGCCAGGAGAGGGGAGGGCGGCUCACCCCAAAGCAGGUGCAGCCAAGGAGACCCCCAAGGAAUCCAGCAAGGCAAAGAAAGACCCUCCCUGCCCAGGCCAGGUGAAAAGGGGGCCCAAGAAGCCAGCAGAGGGGAGGACGACGGCUGCCCGCAAGCCAGGCGUGGGCAAAGAGAGGGCUCCCCAAAAAGGUGGCCGGAGCAAGGACCAAGAGGCCAGGCUGGGCAAGGCCCCCAGCACCCCCCAGCAGCCACACAAGGCCGCAGAGGCCCCCCGUGCUGGGAAGGCAAAGACCACAGGCAGGAGCCCCCAAGGUGCCCAACCCAGCAGCAAGACGGAAGCCAAGAGUCGGGGCUCCAAGCCCACAGUCACCAAGAUCAAGAACGGUACCGCCUCCCCCGCCAAAAAGAUGAGCGCCCCUCCAAAGGCCGCUGCCCGGGGGGCUGGGGUGGCCUCAAAAACCAAGACGGCUGCAGCCUCUCAGGGCGGCGGGCCCCACACGAGGCUCUCGCCCCUGGCCAGGAAGACAGUGGUCCCCAAGGGCCUGAGGAGGUCCGGCGUGCCCACUAGGGCCGCCUCACUCAAAGUGGCUGGCAGGAAGGCGGGAGCCCAGAGCUAG